Molecule: messenger RNA, 1396 nt
Organism: Carlito syrichta (Philippine tarsier)
Lineage: Eukaryota; Metazoa; Chordata; Mammalia; Primates; Tarsiidae
Gene: THAP8
Product: THAP domain containing 8
Exons: 4
Coding region: 185-1000 (271 amino acids)
Source: RefSeq, a predicted model, not a curated record
GUGGUAAUUCGAAGGUGCGCCUAGUACGCAGGCGCCCUCAGCAUUCUCCCCGGCACGUGACGAGACGCCAAGGACGUCACGUGAGACAGGCGGAGAGCUCGCGGGCGCAGCGGGGUUCGGCGGCGCCAGGCGAGCACCAAAGUGCGGCAGUUCACCCGACAGAGCUCAACGGAGCUGGACGGCCAUGCCCAAGUACUGCAGGGCUCCGAACUGCUCCAACACUGCGGGCCGACUGGGCGCGGACAACCGCCCUGUGAGCUUCUACAAGUUCCCACUGAAGGAUGGUCCCCGGUUGCAGGCCUGGCUGCGGCACAUGGGUCGUGAGCACUGGGUGCCCAGCUGCCACCAGCACUUGUGCAGUGAGCACUUCACGCCCUCCUGCUUCCAGUGGCGCUGGGGUGUGCGUUACCUGCGACCUGACGCGGUACCCUCCAUCUUCUCCCGGGUGCCACCCACCAAGAGCCAGCGGAGUAUCCAAGGUGCAGACAAGCCAGUUGCGCCGCCUCCUCCACAGGCAGCCACAACCCUGACUCCGGGCCCCGCCAUCGCAGCCUCUGGCCCAGUGCACCUAGUGGUGCUGGGUCCUGCCUCGGGGAGCCCCACGACUGCAGCCACUUUCCUUCUGACCCCUCUUCCCCCUCCGCCUGCUCCUGAGCGGCCGCGGCCUGAAGUCCCAGCCUUGCAGGCCCGGGCCAGGCUGGGUGCAGCGCUGGGAGUGCUGCAGCGGCGAGUGCAGAGGCUACAGCGACGCCAGAAGCGGCACCAGGCGCAACUGCAGGCUCUGGAACAGCUGGCACAGCAGCUGCGCAGGGAGAGGCUGCUGGCACGGGCACGGGGUCUGCAGCAUGUGGUGAGAGCUCUCUCUGGACCUGAAGAAUCCCAAACCUUCACCAUCAUCUGUGGAGGGCUGGACGUAGCUGUGGUCCUUUCCCAAGGCCCUGCACCUCCUACAGUGGAUGCCAAGCCUGAGCUCCUGGAUACUGGAACCUCCAGUGCAUGAGGAUCCGAACAGACAAUGUUGAGGAACAGAAGACAGAAGAUGGAAGAAGAGAGACUCGUUACACAUGGGCUUGGCCCAGCCCUGCCAUCCAUGCCUGGGAAGUAGCAGUGCCUCCCUCAAGGGUUCCGUCACCCGCUUCUUAGGGACCCCUUGAACCUUGGGGGUGAUCUGGGCCCAAGUCCCCAUCGGCCCCCAUUCCCCUGGGUGUCAGGCCUCUGCCAUCUCCAACUUAAGUCAGUAAAACACCAUCAGAGCAGAAUGAGACUUGUCUGGGGAGAGUGGUGCUUGGUUCUGAAGAGCCCCUUAUGCCUUUUGACAAGCCUGGUGCUGAAUGGUGCUUACAUUCUACUUGAGUAAAAGGUGAACUAGGAAACUAAUAAACAAGAUAAUUUCAGA